Molecule: messenger RNA, 273 nt
Organism: Penicillium longicatenatum
Lineage: Eukaryota; Fungi; Ascomycota; Eurotiomycetes; Eurotiales; Aspergillaceae
Exons: 1
Coding region: 1-273 (90 amino acids)
Source: RefSeq, a predicted model, not a curated record
AUGAAAGAAGUAGGAUUUGUAGAAGUCAAUGCUAAAAAGUCAUGGCAUGAUGCGUCCUCUCAACGACCUGUUGGAGCUACUGCUGCUAGCACUGCCGCCAUGCAAAGCAUGUUACCCAAAGCCUUGGAGACCAGCCUUCGAUUGGAGGGCUCAAGCGUCGAUAGUGCAGCUUUUGACCAGGUAUUGGAGCACUUGAAGCUUGAAAGUCUGGUAUUGAAUGGGCAUAAUUUGAAGCUAUCUGCUACAAAUUCGUGGGACGAAAGGAUCAACUAA